UAAAUGCAGUCCAGUUUCUUAUAAAAAAAAACAAGGUAGGUCUUAAAUUCUCAUAAAUGCAAGCAGUCCAGUUUCUGAAAUAACAAGGCAAAUUAGUUUUCUGAGUGACUAAAAAGUUAGGGAGGAUGGAAGCCAUUGUAUCUAUAAUAACCGAGCUUUUACGGGCAGGGAUCCCACUUGCAGCAAAACAAGUUCAGUUGAUUCGUGGAGCUCCUGAACGAGUGCAAUCACUUCAGGAUGAGCUGCAAUUUAUUGAGAAGUGCCUCAACGAAUAUGAUGGCGCAUUCGUGAAGGAUAAUAAGGUGAACGAGUGGCUGACCCAAAUCUAUUGUUUAGCUCUCGAAGCAAAGGACACCAUCGACACAUUUAAAACUGAAAAACAUACCCAAAACCAAAGGACCCCGGUGGCAAGGUUGCUUUACGCUUGGCCUCACGGCACAAAGCUUCGUAAGAUCGCUUUAAAAGUUGAUAUGAUCAAGAAGAAAAUCGAGGAAAUUGAUGGUUACAGAAAGAAGUACUGCGUUGACGGCCUAGUAGUAGCCAAGCGGAAGCGCGAUUCAGAGUGGUUGGAGAAGCAAAGGAGGGAAGUUGAGGAGGAAAACGUGGUGGGAUUCGGCGUCGCGGUUGAGGAAGUGACCAAUAAGUUGCUGACUAAAGCGUUAAAGCGUGAUGUUGUUUCAAUUGUUGGGACGACUGGUUCCGGCAAGACGACUUUAGCUAAAAGGAUUUAUGGGAGUAUUAGCAACCAGUUUCAACAUCAUGCGUGGGUGUUUGUGCCUAGCAAAUAUAAAAUGAAGGACUUGUUGUUAGUCAUCCUUUCGGAACUGAUGCCAAUCGAAGAGGAAACAUCGAAGCUAGACGAUGUGAAGUUGGGUGAGAAGCUGAGGAACUUUUUACAAGGCAAGAGAUAUCUCAUUGUCAUGGACGGUGUAGAAGAAACUCAACUAUGGGAGACCUUAGAAAAGAACAAGGUAUUCCCUAAUGAAAAACAUGGAAGCAGACUGUUAUUAACUACUCGCUCAAAGAAUGUGGCUUCACUGGCAAGCUCAUCGAGCAGUCGUAUUCAUAAUAUUCAACCUCUUGAUGAUGAAGCAAGGUGGGAACUUUUGGAAAAGCUGGUGUUCAAAGAUGAAAAAUGCCCUCAAGAACUGGUUAAGCUCGGGAAACAGAUUGCUACCAAGUGUGCUGGCCUCCCACUUGCUAUUGUCUCUUUGUCUAGUUUACUAGCCAGAAAUAAAACAUACGGGAACUGGUUGCAGAUCAUUUGCAAGGUCACUUGGUACCUUAAUCCACAAGACAGUCAACCAAGUUUUGGGAUAUUAGAUUUAACCUAUGAUACUACAAUACCAGAACAGCUUAAGAAGUGUCUGCUUUAUUUGGGUGUUUUCCCUAGUGGCUUUGAAAUCCAUGCAAGGCAAAUCAUCAACCUCUGGGUAGCAGAAGGACUUAUAGAAGACACAAUGAGGUCAAAAGCUGAGGAAAUUGGAAGGAGAUACUUGGAAGAACUAAAUAGUUUAAGCUUGAUUGAGAUUACUAGAAAAAGAUCAGACGGUGGUGUAAGAACAUUUCAAAUCCAUGAAAUUUGGAGGAUGUUCUGUGUUUUCAAAAGUGAAAGCAUUGGGUUUCUUCAAGUUCACACCGAGUUCGGAUCACAUCCAUUUAUUAGCGGGCAAUGGUCAUGGAGGCUUUCCAUUCAUUAUGAUUUGAGGUACAUUUUGUCUAAUCGAGAUUAUUUACCCCAUUUAUGUUCUUUGCUUUGUUUUCACAACGAGGCUAGCCUUGAUUCAAAUAGAUUGACAUUACAAUGCAAACAUUUCUCGAGACUCAAAGUGUUGGAUUUAGGAUCUACACGUGUUUCCAAGGUUCAUGGAAGCAGAAAAAGUUUAUCUCUUUUGAAGUAUUUGAAGUUGAAUAGUCCUUAUUUGAGCAGUCUACCUCGUACCUUGUUUAGUCUCCCUAAUUUACUGACACUUGAUAUUAAAAACACUUGUGUUAUACUUCCAUGCUUGCCUAGUGGGAUUUGGAAAAUGCAGAACUUAAGGCAUCUUUUGUUACCUCCACAUACCACGUUGCCUAAAUGUCCUGAUCAUCAAAAACGUUUAUGGCAUCUACAAACUCUUUCAACAAUAACUCCUAAUGAAAACACUGCAGCACUCAUCUUUGGUUCUAAGUUUCCGAGCUUGAUUAAGUUGACUUUAAAUAGUCAAGACAUGGAGCAGACAAAGAGAUGUUUGGAAUGCCUCUACAAGUUGCAUUGUCUUCAAAAACUAAAGAUUAUCAAUCUAACUAAGUUUCCAACAGCAAGGACAUCAUUCCCAGCAAGUCUUGUUAAGGUAAGCUUGGUGAAAACCGACCUAGUUGCUGAUGAUGUAAUGAGAAUGUUGGAGUGUUUGGAUCACCUUCAGGUGUUGAAACUGCCAAAAAAGUCCAUUAGGGGACCCAAGCUGGAAAUGGCACCCAACUCAUUUCCUCAACUCAGAUUCCUUUUCAUGGAAGAAAUACUUGUUAAAACAUGGAGGAUGGGUGAUGGAGCCAUGGGCAGCCUUGAAGAGUUGACCAUCACUCGUUGCCAUGAACUAGAAUCACUUCCAAAGCAGCUUUGGCAACUCCAUAACAUACGCCAGGUAAAGGUGAAUUCUCCCUCUCAAUGCUUGAGACGAGAGCUUGAGCAGCCAAGUGUGCAACGAUGUGAAAUCCAAAUACAUUUUUGAUGACAAGAAGAGUGGCUUCUUUAUUGAAGGCAGCUAAUCAGUCAAAUUAAUCAUUUUUCUAAUUUUCUUUUUUAUUUUGUAUGUUAUAUCCUGAUAUAUAUUAUCGAAGAGCGGUUUGGAUUGUCUACUUAA
This is a messenger RNA of Gossypium raimondii (Peruvian cotton), 2843 nucleotides long. RefSeq names its product putative late blight resistance protein homolog R1A-10. Gene Ontology annotation, molecular function: ADP binding. Gene Ontology annotation, biological process: defense response to other organism. The record is from RefSeq and is a predicted model, not a curated record. The transcript has a single exon. NCBI's taxonomy places the organism in Eukaryota, Viridiplantae, Streptophyta, Magnoliopsida, Malvales, Malvaceae. The coding region runs from base 126 to 2711 and encodes 861 amino acids.